Lytechinus pictus (painted urchin) is the source of this 745-nucleotide messenger RNA. Its product is annotated as late histone H2A.2.2-like. Lineage: Eukaryota; Metazoa; Echinodermata; Echinoidea; Temnopleuroida; Toxopneustidae. The record is from RefSeq and is a predicted model, not a curated record. Gene Ontology annotation, molecular function: structural constituent of chromatin; protein heterodimerization activity; DNA binding. Bases 59 to 433 code for a protein of 124 amino acids. Gene Ontology annotation, cellular component: chromatin; nucleosome. Gene Ontology annotation, biological process: heterochromatin formation. The transcript has a single exon.
CGAAUUUUGAAACCUCAUUCGUUUCAUUUCGCAACGACUACAUCACACUAAAAUCAUCAUGUCUGGACGUGGUAAAGGAGGAAAGGCCAAGAGCAAGGCCAAGACCCGAUCAAGCCGUGCAGGACUUCAGUUCCCUGUCGGUCGUGUACACCGUUUCCUCCGCAAGGGAAACUAUGCCGGCCGUGUUGGUGCUGGAGCUCCAGUAUAUCUGGCUGCCGUUCUCGAGUACCUGACCGCUGAGAUCCUCGAGCUCGCCGGCAACGCCGCCCGCGACAACAAGAAGAGCAGGAUCAUCCCCCGUCAUCUUCAGCUCGCCGUCCGUAACGACGAGGAACUCAACAAGCUUCUUGGAGGAGUUACCAUCGCACAGGGUGGUGUUCUCCCCAACAUCCAGGCUGUCCUUCUCCCUAAGAAGACCAGCAAAUCUGCUUAAGAAGGGACAUCUCUUUUGAUCAGAUUAAAACGGCUCUUUUCAGAGCCACCACAUCUCCAAGAAAGAAUACAAAUUGACAUCUCAAUUAAGUUUCUGUACGUCUGUAUGAAUAUGGGGCAUUCCUUCGUUUAAAACAAUUUUAUUUAUGUUUUAUUCUCCAAUCUCCUCUCAAAGAUUGGUCUAAGUAACGACACGACAAUUUAUUAAUGCAGGGCUUCUCCGGCUAUGCCAGCAGCUCAAUGCUUUAUUUGAGGGGGGGUUAAUUCUAUAAAUAUAUAUUUUUUUCUUUUUUUUUUUAAUUAACAAACAAAA